Molecule: messenger RNA, 387 nt
Organism: Ilex paraguariensis (yerba mate)
Lineage: Eukaryota; Viridiplantae; Streptophyta; Magnoliopsida; Aquifoliales; Aquifoliaceae
Source: the annotation of a GenBank genome assembly
AUGAUCAAUCGUGUACCUGGGUUCGCUGCAUGGGUGGGAAUAGAGGUACUUGGGAAGCCUAAGCCAGGAUCAAAUGUCUUUAUCUCGGCGGCCGCCGGAGGUGUCGGAAUGUAUGCCGGACAAUUGGCAAAACUCAAAGGGUGUCGAGUCAUAGGAAGCACCGGCUCUGACGACAAGGUAUUACGUAAUCAAGAAAUUGACAUGGAAUAGCCGACUAAUAAUAAAAUCUCAAAUGGAUAAACUCUAUUUGAAUAGUUAUUACCUUCCAUAAAAGAUGAGUGGAUAGUUAUUUGUUUACAUGAACGGAUAGUUAUUGGCAUGUGUAGAGUCCACUUCUUUAUUUGUAUACAUAUUAUUAGUUGGUGACACCACGUGACAAUACUGAUG